GUAUGCACGUGCUCGCAAGUCGCAAGAACUCGCUUGAUUUUCAAAUCCAAGUUAUACGCAAGCUGUUUUGAGGUUAAUUUAGUUUUUGUAAUAAUUUGUUAAUAUUCUAUUGGAAUAUGGUAAUUCUAAUGUACAUUUCAAUAUGGAACAACAAAAUAUUGGCAAUAAUUCAUUCACAUUUACAAUCAACAAUUUUAGAAAAAAACAAAAGGAAGUUUUUCAUGGAUCAAAAUUGUUAUUGAGAGACUAUUCUAAAUAUAAUAUUAAUAAGCCUGGAAGAAACCAGUGGCUUAUAGGAGAUAGUUCCUUAAAAAGCAACCAAAAGAAGAAACAAAAUAAUUUGGUUAGAAUUAGCGAUCUUACUGAUCAACAGAAAAAAUGUGAGGAUAGUCUCAAUACCGUAAAACGUAAGAAGCGCAAAAAGAGAAAAAAAAAUAACGUUGAAGACAUGCAACAAAAGUUUUUUGAAAGCAAUGCAGUAAAUGGUAAAAAAUAUACAACAAACCCUAAAAGUGAAUUAAAUACAUCUUUUAGAGACACUAAUUACAAAAAAUCAAUCGCAUGUCCGUUAGGCACGUCGAAUGUUUCGAUGACUUCCCACGUUGUAAAUCAUUCAAAUAGAAAUUCAAAUGAUAUUAGAAGCACAGUUUCAAGUAACUACAAUGUUAGUUACAAGCAAAAGAAGAAAAGAAAAAAAUUAGAAAAGCAGAAGUAUGAUACUAUUAACAAAUUUAGAGGCAAUAGUAACACAAGUGAAUCAAAUUACAGUGGUCAAUUUGCAUUAAAUGGCUCUGAAUCUAAAGUAGUUAAUAAACAGGAUUUAGAUUUGCUUUAUUUUGAUAUAUAUGGGAAUGGGAGAACUAGUAAAGAACAAGAAGCAAAUAAAAAUGUAGUAUGUAAUGGUUCUCACAUAAAUAUAUUUAACUGUGAUACUUCUAAUAACUGUAAUGAUAAAAAAACUAUGUUACAGCAAAGUGAAAAUCGAAGAAAGAAAAAAAAAGAUAAUGUUAACGAAUCUAAUAAUUUCAAUUUUCUGUUUUAUAAUAUAAAUAAAGAUUCAGAUCAGAUAUGUGAUAAAAAUGAUGUUCUGAUAGAGACUGGUUUAGAAAAUAAUUUAGAAUCUGAAGAGGUAGCUGUGAUGAGUAGUGAGGAUAAAGAGAGAUUCAAUGUACUUGGUAAAGAGUCAAGAAAACGUAAAAAGAGAAAUAAAAAUGCAGGAACCUCUAUAAACAUUUUGGAUUCUGAGGAUGAAGUAAAAUUAAAUAAACAUAUUUUACUAGAAGAUAAUGGGACAAAAAGAACAGAAAAUAGUUUUAAAAUGCAGGAUAAAUUGAAAAAGAAGAAGAGUCGAAAAAAGUCUGUUGAUUUGAUAGUAAAUGUUUCAGACAGUGACUGUGAGUUUAUUGAUUUUGAUAAUUCAAUUUCAAAGACAAAAGGCAAGCAUAAUACAUAUAAAAUCGACGAAAAAGAUUCUAAACCGAAACACAAGACAAGAAUAAUGGAAAAUAAUAUGCAGGAAAAUAUUCUUGGAUUCAGUAAUGCUAACACUAAAAAUGCUUUACUAAAAAUGUCAGAAAAAAGUAGUGAAGAUAAUAAAGAAUCUGAUGAACUAAAUGUAGUAGAUGAUUGUAAGUUUCUUAAAGUUAAAAAGAAAAAAACUAAAUCUCAAGCUGACAAUAAUAUAGGUUAUACAAAAAACAUGAGCAAGUUUAAAAAAGAUGUUGAGGAUGUACAUGAUACUAAUAUUUCAAGAGAAGAUGUAUUUGAUUGUAAUAUAAAUUCACUGGAAAAUAAAAACAAUUCAUUACCUGUAACACCAGAUACUAAAGCCUGUGAAAUUGUAAAAGCUGCAGAAUUGAAAACCCAUGUAAAUGAGAAUGAUGGAGAAUGUGAGAUUAUUGAUUUUGUUAGUUCAAAUAGGAAAAAGAAGAAGCAACAAUUUAUUAAUGUUGAAUUGGAUGCUAUUUAUUCACCCAAAAGGAAACAAAAGGUACAAGCAAAGGAAACUGAUGUUCAAGAAAAUACACAUGAAACUACUAACACAUCGAAAUUAUUGAGAAAUAUCAAUAAAGAUGAUAGCGAAUACAGUGAAAUGAAUAUAACUGAUGAUUUUAAGCGUGUCAAAUCCAAAAAGAAAAAACAUAAAAAUUACUCUAACAGUAAUAUUUUAAAUAUUCUUAAGAAAGAAGAAAUAGAUGAGGAAGAUGAUGUACAUUACCAAAAUUUCAGGGAACUCAAUGACUCUGAAUCUACAGAAGAGGAACAAGAUUCAAAUGAUAAAUUCAAAUAUUCCAAACAAUAUGGAUUCACCUCUAAAAAUUAUAUGGCAAGUGGAGGCAAAUUAUUUUAUGAAUCGCCAGGAAAUAAGAGUUAUACAAUGUCUCAAGAUGUACAAACAAAUACAAACAGAAGGAAUGAGCAAAGUCAAAUUGGAGAUAAUGAUACAUUGACGAUUAUUUCUGAGGAUGAAUGUGAAAUUAUCGACUAUGUUAGUUCAAAUUCAAAGAAAAGGAGGAAACGUGUUACUAGUACAAAAUCAGAUGUCUACAAUACACCCAAAAAGAAAUAUAACACAACAAUAAAAAUUGUUGAUAAUAAUGAGAAUUCUGCAACAGUGUCAAGAAAAAAUAAUUACGAUGCAAGUAUAUCCAAAGGACAAACUGGAAAUAGUGCUUCAGAUGUUGAAAAACAGAAAAUAUUUAAGGAAGUCAAUAAUAAACAACAAGAGCAUUACAACAAACUAGAUACGGUUAAAUCCCUAAAAGAGGAAUGGUGUUGGGACGACGAAUUAGGGAACCAUUAUAGUAUUUCACAUAAAAACAAUGAGAUGGCGUGUGUAACUAAAGACGAUAAAUCUGUAGAAACUAAAACCGAGAUACAGGAAACCAGUACAAACAGUUUAACCAGUAACGUAAAGCUUGAAUGUUACAGUGAUAAACCAAAUAUUGGAGUAUUUACACUUAGAACUGAUUUAAAUUCACCAACUAAAACAGUUCAAAAAUCAGACGAAAUGGAAAUUAAAGAUGAUAAUCAAGAUGACCCGAGCAAUUCAAAAAGUGAAUCAACAUUUUUAGAAGAAGAAACGAACAAAGUGGAUGAGAAAGUUAAAAAUAUUAAAACACCAAAUAGUUCUGAAAGUGAACAUGAGAUAAUCGACUACGUUGGUUCAAGUACUAAGAAAAAGAGAAAACAUAUCACUGGUGAGGAGUUAGAGGCCCGUAAUACAAACAAAAAGAAAUGCAAAACAGCAAAGGUGAAAAACGAAGAAAACGUUGAAAUUCGUAAUGCAUUAAAUAAUUUACAAUACAAUGAAAAUGAGUUGAGUGGAAAAAAUCCAGCCGAUGAUUAUAAUUUAGUCAAAGUUGAAAAGAAGAAACAUAAAUUCUUGGAAAUUCGAACUGAUGUAGAUUACGUCGAGAAACAGGAAACUAUUAAAGAAGAAGUCGAUAAUGAACGGCAAGAGAAUCCUUUUGAACUAGUUUUAGUUAAUUCUCUAAAAGAGGAACAUUAUCAGGACGAAUUAGAAGAUUGUAACAGUAUUUCAUUGAAAGAGAACGACUUGAGCAGUGUCUAUGAAACUGAGGACGACAGUACACAUGAAUCUCAGAAAAUUUUUAACGACUGUCAGUCUUCAGACAGUUCUGAAAAUGAGGACAGUACACAUGGAUCUCAGGAAAUUUUUAGUGACGAUCGGUCUUCAGACGGUUCGGAAAUAAUCGGUUCUAAAUGGGGAUAUGCGCAAUAUAAUACUGAGGUGGACGAAGAUGGUACAAAUAAUUCGACUAAUGAUGCAUUAAACUCUUAUGAAUAUCAUAUCGAUAAAGUAAAUAUUGAUGCAAUUACAAAGGAUUCAUAUGUAUCAGAUCACAUAGAAAGUGAAGAGGAUGAGGACAGAAAAAAGGAAAGUCCAGAUAAAAUCAAGAGGAAUGAGGAGAGUAUUCGUAAAAGACAAAGGAAGUCGAUUAUACCGGUAAUAUGCACCGAUCCAGAAGAACUUGAGGAUGACAUUGAGAAGCUGAGGAAUUUAAUAGUCCUGUUCCCUUUCAGUAUACCUCCUUUGCAUGCUUUAACAACCAGAACGACUACACCGACAAAGGAAUUGCUAGAAAAAAUUCGACAACAGAAUUUGUCGAUAAAAAGUGGACCUUUCAGCAAAGAAGAAGACGAGAAGAUCAUAGAAAAUUGGAAACAGUUAUGCAGAGAACAUGGUUUGGGGAUGAACCCUUCCCUAUUUUUCAAAUUUCCUACGAAAAUGAAGAUGGAAACGAAAGUAGACAUCCUACGUUACCUAGCACACGACAUGGACGAUCGCCUCGUGCACCGAGUAUAUAUUAGAUUUCGGCACCUACUUCAACAAGACCAUAUAAAAACCGGACGGUUCACCCCCGAGGAAGAUGAAAUGUUAUUAGAGUUUCUGAGGAACACGCACUCGGGGCGUCCUUUUAGUGAUUUAUCUAAACUACUCCGUCGCACCAAAACAUCUGUUGAAAGACGCUAUAAUCUACUGACGAAUAAUGAUAAUAAAGUAACUCAUUGGACUGUAGAAAUGGUCGAUAGGUUCGUUAAGGCGCUAAUGAAAAUUACGAAAUGUGAAAAGGUAAAGAAACUGAAGCAUAGAGAGUUUACGAAUAAAGAAUGGCAAAAGUUGUCCAAAAAAUUGGAUAAUAUACCUAUUAAAAAAUUACAACGUGCAUGGAAAGUUACAAUAUAUCCCCGAUUGUUUUCUAAGGAAGUUGAUAUGAGAGAAGUGAAGGAGGAUAUAAUAAAUAUUUUAUGUGAUCGAAACGAAACAGAUUGGAGAACGGUGAACUGGAAGGAAAUAGCAAAGCACUUUAAAGGUGUCACUGCGGAUAAAAUAUACAUGAUGUUUAAACAACUGAUACACUUCCACGUGCCUAGACAUAAACGUAGUGAUCUUAAAGAGUGCCUGGAUUUCUUGAACAGUAUGCUCUCGAGAUAUGGUAGGUUACAUUCUACACAUAAAUUUAAAAAAUUUAUCGUUAAAAACGGCCACAUAACUUAUAAUAUUGAAAACUCCAAUUAAUAAUCGUCAUGUUUAGUUUGAUUUAUUUUUUAGUUUUGACGUUUUAAAUAAGAAGACUUUUGUUAUUGUAAAAAACCUUUUAUUGAAAAAAAA
Anoplophora glabripennis (Asian longhorned beetle) is the source of this 5137-nucleotide messenger RNA. Its product is annotated as MATH and LRR domain-containing protein PFE0570w. Gene Ontology annotation, cellular component: nucleus. Bases 143 to 5044 code for a protein of 1633 amino acids. Lineage: Eukaryota; Metazoa; Arthropoda; Insecta; Coleoptera; Cerambycidae. The record is from RefSeq and is a predicted model, not a curated record. Gene Ontology annotation, biological process: regulation of transcription by RNA polymerase II. The transcript has 7 exons. Gene Ontology annotation, molecular function: DNA-binding transcription factor activity, RNA polymerase II-specific; RNA polymerase II cis-regulatory region sequence-specific DNA binding.